AUGCCUCCCGCUGUAGUGAACGCUGCCUACGAGCCCACACAGAACUCUAUCACAAUUCCGGCGGGAAUUCUCAGAAUUCCGUACUUUGAUAGUGAAAGACCUGCUUAUCUGAACUAUGGUGCCAUUGGACUGGUUGUGGGGCAUGAAAUGACCCAUGGAUUUGAUGAUGAAGGCAGUCAAUUUGACCCGAAGGGUGAUCUCAUUAAUUGGUGGACUGAAGACAUCCGAAAACGUUUUGGAGAUAAGGCUCAAUGUUUUAUCGAUGAAUACUCGAGUGUUUAUGUGCCAGAAGUGCAAAUGAAUUUGAACGGCAAGAAUACCGUCGGAGAGAAUAUCGCAGACAAUGGAGGAAUGAGAGAGUCUUACCGCGCGUUUCAGUUGUAUGUCGAAAGACAUGGCGAACCGCAACGCCUGCCACACGUCAGUCAAUACACUCCGGAACAGCUGUACUUCCUUUCGCACGCAAAUGUUUGGUGUAGUCUUUGGAGACCAGAGGCUCUAAAAACUCAGAUCCAAUACGACCCGCACAGUCCCGGCAAAUACAGAGUCAAUGUUCCCGUCUCUAACUUUAAA
This is a messenger RNA of Oppiella nova, 573 nucleotides long. NCBI's taxonomy places the organism in Eukaryota, Metazoa, Arthropoda, Arachnida, Sarcoptiformes, Oppiidae. The record is from the annotation of a GenBank genome assembly.